Messenger RNA from Phascolarctos cinereus (koala), 4535 nucleotides. Lineage: Eukaryota; Metazoa; Chordata; Mammalia; Diprotodontia; Phascolarctidae. The record is from RefSeq and is a predicted model, not a curated record.
CUGCGCGAGGGCCUUCUCCUGAACUGGGGCGGGGGUCACCGAGCGGGCGGACGGACAGACAGGCGCGCGGACCAGACGCACGCGCACACAGACACAAACGAGGCAGGCGCGCCCGCGGGCGCAAGUAGAGAGACCCAGACAGAGCCAGGGAUCUAAGGCCUGGGGAGAGAGGAAAGGGGCAGGGGGCCGCUAGGCGCCCCGGGGGAGUGUCCGGAGCCGUCCCCCUCCCCUGGGCGCUCCAGUCCGAAAACCCUUUGGUAAUCGUGCGCUCGGGUGCAGAUGCCGGGGUUCCGAGCAACUGGCCUUCACCACCAGACUGAGAUGAUUGCCCUGCCUGUCUAAACAGUUUACUGAACUUCCUCCUCCCUAGAGGACAGCUGCUAUCCCCUUCAAGAUGAAGUGUGUGCUGGUGGCCACGGAGGGGGCCGAGGUCCUAUUCUACUGGACCGACAAGGAGUUCGAAGAUAGUCUCUGGCAGAAGUUUGGGCUGUCAGAAAACAAGGAAGGAGAGCUCCCUGCUCUGGAGGACCGCCUCAGCACGUUUUUUGCACCUGUGAUCAUCUCCUGUAUGACGAUGCUGGAGAAGCUCUCGGACACCUACACCUGCUUCUUGGCUGAGAAAAGCAAUCAUCUGUAUGUCCUUCACUUGUUUGGUGAAUGCCUGUUUAUCGCCAUCAACGGUGAUGGCACAGAGAGUGAGGAUGACCUGCGCCGGAAGGUGUACGUACUGAAGCAUCUGUUUGAGAUGCACUUUGGACUGGUUGCCCUGGACAGUCAUCUCAUCCGGAAAGAGCUCCGGCCCUCAGACCUUCAGAAACGCACCCAAGUAUGGGCCCUCUUCCAGAGCCUGCUCCAUACAUACAGCCGCCUACGAAACCAAGAGCAGAGCUUUCUGGUAGAGGCUGUUGAGAGGCUGAUCCACCCCCAGCUCUGUGAACAGUGUAUUGAGGCCCUGGAAGAACACGUCGUUCACCACAUCAAUACCCGCUCUGACAGUGGUGGGGAAGAGGUCCUCCAUGCCUUCCUGCUUGUCCACACCAAGCUGCUGGCCUUCUACUCCAUCCAUCACGCUAGUCCCCUGCGCUCAGCAGAUCUUCUCUCCAUCCUUCUCAUGGUUCAAGACCUAUACCCCAGUGACAGCUCAAUGGAAGAGAACAGCAUGCAGGCUUCCCAAGGAAAGACAUCUCAGCAGAGACCCAGCAACAGCCAGAACAUUCCUGUGCAGCAGAUGAGAAGCCCUGGCCCACAUUCAUCGGCUAGGAGUAGUUCAGAGGAGACGGAGACAGACAGUCUUUCAGUGGUGGAGGAAUACUACACUCCAGCACCCUCCCCUGGUGGACAGAGCUCAGGAAGUACCAUCUGGCUGGAGGGUGGAACUCCACCAGCUGGUGAGGAUGCCGAUGCUGCCUUUGUCCAGAUAGCAGAGGACACCUUGCAAACGCUGGCGUCCCCUUCUCCUGCACCUUCUAAUCCCAGAAGGAUUUUCCUUGAUGCUACUUUAAAGGAGAGCCACUGUGUUAUGAUGCCUCACACCAUGUACUGCAUGCCUCUCUGGCCAGGCAUCUCUAUGGUGCUUCUAACCAAGAGCCCCAGCUGCCACAUGGCUCUCUCCCUUUACCAGCUGCUGGAUGGGUUUUCAGUACUAGAGAAGAAGCUGAAGGAAAGGCAGGAAGCAGGGAGUGCCCUUCGUUCCCAGCCUCUUCUGGGGGACUUGCGCCAGAGGAUGGACAGAUUUGUGAAGAAUCGAGGAGGACAGGACCUUCAGAGCUCAUGGCUGGAAUUUAAGAGCAAGGCUUUCUCCAGAAGUGACCAGGGGUCAUACUUGGAGAUCAUCCAAGCCUGUGCAAAGGUAAAGCGGCAGCUUUGCUCCAUGUACCGAGUCUACUUCCUGAGCCCAGCACCUGGAGGGGGAGGGCACUGCCUCCCUGAGAGCCUACAGAACCGGGCCCAGAGUGUCAUCCAAGACAUGCUGGUGGACUGGAAAGACUUUUUAAUGGUGAAGAGCCAGCGAAACAUCACCUUGGUGUCUUACCUGGAAGACUUCCCAGGGUUGGUGCAUUUCAUCUACGUGGAUCGAAUGACAGGGCAAAUGGUGGCUCCCUCCCUGAGCAUCACUGGAAAAACGACAUCAGAACUGGGCAAGGGACCCCUGGCCACCUUCAUCAAAGCCAAGGUCUGGGCUUUAGUUGGUCUGGCCAGGCGAUACCUUCAAAAGGGCUACACAACCCUGACGUUCCGAGACGGCGACUACUACUGCUCCUACUUCCUGUGGUUCGAGAAUGAGAUGGGGCACAAACUACAGGCGAUAGAGGUACCUGUCCUCUCUGAUGACUCGGCUCCUAUCGGCGUGCUUGGGGGAGACUAUUACAGGAAGCUUCUGCGCUACUAUAGCAAAAGCCAUACGGGAGAAAUAGUGAAAUGCUAUGAAUUGAUGACCAUCCAUCUCUCUGUCCUCGCUGUGGACAUAGUGGUCCAGCAGGCAGGCGAGCUGGCCCGGCGGCUGUGGGAGUCAUCCCGUAUACCCUUGCUCUAGAAGACUGGACUGUUCUGUGGCUCUCAGGUUUCACAAGACAUUUGUUUGGUUUAUUCUAUGUCUCCCCUCUUCAAGACCUGCCCAAGGUCUCCAGACACUACCAUCGGGGUGGAUAUGCCCCACCUCAGUUUCUCAAAUCCUCUGUGAUACAGAUCAUAGCUGAUCCAUUCCUGCCCAUCCAUCAUUUGGAGAAAAAUGCUCUCCUGCUCAGUGCUAGCCCUAAGGCAGCAGGAUACAUAUUCCUGAAAAGAGCUACCCUGGCCGAUCCAUGGGAUGCAUGGCACACAGAGAUGUCUUGCAAGCCACAAAUCAGACCUGCGGCGCUACAGAUCUUAACAUCAAUGAUAUAGAUGCCACUUUAUGUUUCAGAAAGCAGGUUGGGAGUCAGAGGCAGGGUCUGGGCCUCCCUGGAAUCAUUCCUGCUGCAAGAGAAUGAUGCACUUUAAACAGAGGCCUUCCAUAUUGUGUCCUUAGAAGUUCCAGGGAUUUUGACAUUGAAAUUCAGAGCCACUAAUUCUAGGGGCUGCCUGUCCAUGUCUUCCCCCUGAGGGGGGAAGGUUACCAGCACUUAAUAUCCAGGGUUUCGUGACCUUAGCUUCCUGCAUUGCUUAAAGCACUUACCUUUCCUAUUUUUCUUCACUGGAUUCCUUCUUAUCCUGCCUCACAGGACAGAAAGGAAGAGCUUGCUCAAGCAUUUGAGUUUCCUUUCUCUGCUUCCUCAAAUCCAAGCUGCCUUAUUGGCCUAUCAUACAGUAAAGUGGGGAAGGGGCUUAGUGUAGGUCUAUAUAUGUAUUGCACAAUGGACAGUUCCAAAAAUUUAUUCACUCCCAGCCUUGUCAGUGUGUGGGAAGGAAACAAGAAACCAAAAUCUGGGUCUUUUGCAGCCAAGGAGACAGGUGUUGAAUUGAAAAGACAUUGAUUGACAGAAAUAAAAUACUAAGUUCUGUAAACCACCUUAUUUCUGCUUUAUGCAUUGUAAACCUUCCCACCCCACCCUGCCUGUUUUAUUUCUGGGCACAAACAAGACCACCAGUGACUCUGUAGUCAUUGACUACAGGUGUAGUCUGCAGACUACAAAUGGCCUACAUUCCUUAAGGAUUUCCAAGAAGCUGUCUGUUGGGCAGUGGCACAAUAAAUCAGUCUAGAAUUCAGGGGUCGGGAACCUGGGGCCCUUCUUCUAAAGUUUGGAUUCAGUCAGAGGGCUGCACUUGAGGACCUAGAGGACCACAUGUGGCCUUGAGGUGGGAGGUUACCUACCCCUGGUCUAGGUCAUUUAAAUAAGAAUGGUAAUACCACAGAUGAGCUUCCCACUGUGUGCCCUAGGCAGAUAGCUAAGCACUAGUGUUCCAGGGAUGCAGCGUUCCUAUUGCUCCCUACUCCUGAUGGGUCUGGCAGCAAUAAGGCCUGUGUCAUUACUUAUUCAACCAUGCAGGAGUUAUCUCAAAGACCCCAGUCUAACUUGUAAAGGAAACACACUGGAAGCUGACAGUUCAAUUACAGAAGAAGAAGGAAAAAAAACUAAUUUUCCUCCAGUGGCUCUUGGCAAUAUUAGGGCAUCCAAGAAGAAUCGGCUGGAGAAUCUCUCUGUGCAAGUCCCUGCAAUCCAAUCCAAACAGCUGCAGAAUCCUGUCAGUUUUACUUCCAUGAUAUCUCUUAGAGUCCUCCUCUUCUCAACUCACGAUGCCACCCCCAAGUUCAAAUCCCCAUCAGCAUUUUCCUGUUCUAACUGGUCUCCCAGCUUCCAUUCUCUGCUAAUCAACUCAUCUUCCUUCUGACCAUUUUCACCCACUUGCUUAAAGACCCUCAAUGGUCUUUUCAAAGUUGUUUUUCUUCACAUUGUUGUAUUAAUUGUUGCCUUUUAAAAAUGGACAGACCAAAACAAGAGAAAGAAAUGGAGCUGUUUUGUUAUUAUCUUGUUAAAUUUGGUGUUACUUUUUAAAGACAAACUGUAUGUAAUGGAAGUUCAGAGUUUUUUAUAAAAUCUCAUGUUCUUUGUAAUCUA